Messenger RNA from Peromyscus leucopus (white-footed mouse), 1726 nucleotides. It is a transcript of the gene Wnt11, whose product is annotated as Wnt family member 11. The record is from RefSeq and is a predicted model, not a curated record. Gene Ontology annotation, biological process: cell fate commitment; multicellular organism development; neuron differentiation. The transcript is spliced from 5 exons. Gene Ontology annotation, cellular component: extracellular region. Lineage: Eukaryota; Metazoa; Chordata; Mammalia; Rodentia; Cricetidae. Gene Ontology annotation, molecular function: cytokine activity; frizzled binding. Bases 101 to 1165 code for a protein of 354 amino acids.
UGCGCGCAGGACCGGCGGCGGUGGUGGCCUGCAGGCGGCGGACUUCGGCGGCGCGGCUCCUGCAGGGUGCGACCCCCGGGAGCGCCGGGCGCGCGCGACGAUGAGGGCGCGGCCGCAGGUCUGCGAGGCUCUGCUCUUCGCCCUGGCGCUCCACACCGGCGUGUGCUAUGGCAUCAAGUGGCUGGCACUGUCCAAGACGCCAGCGGCCCUGGCCCUCAACCAGACGCAACACUGCAAACAGCUGGAGGGCCUGGUGUCUGCGCAGGUGCAGCUGUGCCGCAGCAACCUGGAGCUCAUGCGCACCGUCGUGUACGCGGCACGGGAGGCCAUGAAGGCCUGCCGCAGGGCCUUCGCCGACAUGCGCUGGAACUGCUCCUCCAUCGAGCUCGCCCCCAACUACCUGCUCGACCUGGAAAGAGGUACCCGGGAGUCAGCCUUCGUGUAUGCCCUGUCGGCCGCCACCAUCAGCCACACCAUCGCCCGGGCCUGCACCUCUGGCGACCUGCCCGGCUGCUCCUGCGGCCCUGUCCCAGGUGAGCCACCCGGGCCCGGGAACCGCUGGGGAGGAUGUGCGGACAACCUCAGCUACGGGCUCCUCAUGGGAGCCAAGUUUUCCGAUGCUCCUAUGAAGGUGAAAAAAACAGGAUCCCAAGCCAAUAAACUGAUGCGUCUACACAACAGUGAAGUGGGGAGACAGGCUCUCCGUGCCUCCCUGGAAACGAAGUGUAAGUGCCAUGGGGUGUCUGGCUCCUGCUCCAUCCGCACCUGUUGGAAGGGGCUCCAGGAGCUCCGGGAUGUGGCUGCUGACCUCAAGACCCGCUACCUGUCAGCCACCAAAGUGGUGCACCGACCUAUGGGUACCCGCAAGCACUUGGUGCCCAAGGACCUGGAUAUCCGGCCUGUGAAGGACUCAGAGCUAGUGUAUCUACAGAGCUCCCCUGACUUCUGUAUGAAGAACGAGAAGGUGGGAUCCCACGGGACCCAAGACAGGCAGUGCAACAAGACUUCCAACGGCAGUGACAGCUGCGACCUCAUGUGCUGUGGGCGUGGCUACAACCCCUACACAGACCGAGUGGUGGAGAGGUGCCAUUGCAAGUACCAUUGGUGCUGCUACGUCACCUGCCGCAGGUGUGAGCGCACAGUGGAGCGCUACGUCUGCAAGUGAGGCCGUGUGCUCCGCCCCUGUGGAGGGGUUCUGCUCCCCAGAGGACCCGCUGAAGGGCCUGGAGACCCUGGUGGACUUCCCUGCAGAUCUCGGAUGCCAGGCGUGGGAGGUGGCUUGUGCUGUGACUCCACUUGGAAGCCACCAGGAACAGGAGGCCUGGGUGGCCUGGGAGGGCCGGGGGAUCAAAGGAAACCGAUAGGAUUAAAAAUAACCUGGCAGCCUGGGGCCCGAGUGCCCACAUGUUGCCUUCCAGGCUGCUCCAAGAAGCCAGGGCAGGGAUGGGUAAGACUGGGUGUCUUUGACCUUUCAAGGCCAGAAAGACCAGCCUUCCAGAAUGUUUUUUGGGACCCUGUGCCCACCACAUGGAACCACUAACUUGGGUUGUAAAUUUUUAUUUUCUUUCCCCCUCCUCCUUUGGGAUGUGGGAGCUACAGAAAUAUUUAUAAAAUAUAGCUUUUUCUUUGGGGUGGCUCACUUCAAUUCCUCUUUAUAUAUUAUAUAUAAAAUAUAUAUAUAAUGAUUAUAUUUUAAACAACUGUGUGAAAUAAAUGCUGAGCAAGC